AUGGAACGAGCUGUAUACAAUAAGAGAGAUGAAGACUCUGACAUUGUCAGUUGGUUUGAGGACAUAGCCGAGAACGCCGGGCAAGUUCAAACACAGACUCUCCGGCGGAUUCUUGAACUGAACUAUGGUGUAGAGUACCUCAAGAAAUGGUUGGGAGAGAAAAAUAUUCAUGACUUUGAGGAAAGAGCUUUGGAAUCUUUUUAUACUUCUAUGGUUCCUCUUGCCUCCCAUGCAGAUUUGGAGCCUUAUAUCCAGAGAAUUGCCGAUGGGGACACAUCUCCUGUACUCACUCAAAAACCGAUGACAACUCUCUCUCUAAGUUCUGGAACGACAGAAGGACGACAGAAGUACGUACCCUUUACUCCCCACAGCUCCAAGACGACUCUUCAAAUUUUCACUUUGGCAGCAGCCUAUAGAUCAAGAAUAUAUCCAACAAGAGGAGGAGGAAGAAUCCUAGAGUUCAUAUACAGCAGCAAACAAUUCAAAACAAAGGGAGGCCUAACAGUAGGAACAGCCACAACCCACUAUUAUGCAAGUGAAGAGUUUAAAAUCAAACAGGAGAAGACCAAGUCAUUCACUUGCAGCCCAACUGAAGUAAUCUCAAGUGGAGACUACAAACAAUCCACAUACUGUCACCUCCUUCUUGGCCUUUUCUUCUCUGAUCAAGUAGAGUUCAUAACCUCCACUUUUGCAUAUAGCUUAGUGGAGGCAUUUAGGUCAUUUGAAGAGCUUUGGCAAGAAAUAUGCAAUGACAUCAGAGAAGGCACUCUCAGUUCAAGAAUUACCAUCUCAAAAACACGAAAAGCUGUCUUGGAAAUCAUCGCCCCGAAGCCAUUUCUGGCUUCGUGGAUUGAAACGAGCUGUGAGGAGUUGGAAGAUGAAGGCUGGUUUGGUCUAAUUCCGAAGCUUUGGCCAAAUGCUAAGUAUGUGUACUCUAUAAUGACAGGAUCAAUGCAACCAUACUUGAAAAAACUGAGGCAUUAUGCUAAAGAGCUGCCAUUGGUGAGUGCUGACUAUGGAUCCACAGAGAGCUGGAUUGGAGCUUUGAAGUGA
Molecule: messenger RNA, 1053 nt
Organism: Ilex paraguariensis (yerba mate)
Lineage: Eukaryota; Viridiplantae; Streptophyta; Magnoliopsida; Aquifoliales; Aquifoliaceae
Source: the annotation of a GenBank genome assembly